Messenger RNA from Trypanosoma brucei brucei TREU927, 825 nucleotides. RefSeq names its product proteasome regulatory non-ATPase subunit. Gene Ontology annotation, cellular component: cytosol; nucleus; proteasome regulatory particle, lid subcomplex. Gene Ontology annotation, biological process: proteasome-mediated ubiquitin-dependent protein catabolic process. Bases 1 to 825 code for a protein of 274 amino acids. NCBI's taxonomy places the organism in Eukaryota, Euglenozoa, Kinetoplastea, Trypanosomatida, Trypanosomatidae. The record is from RefSeq and is a predicted model, not a curated record. The transcript has a single exon.
AUGUUGACCACCACCGACGUUGGUGGUGUAGUUCGCCGUAUCAACGUGGAUUACAAAAAGUUGAAGGCUGCGUACGAUCAAAAUAAUGACAGCCUUUGUCUCAACCUUGUCAACGGCCUGAAAAAACAACUGAUUCUUCUACCAACGUUCCUCAAUCCUGCCGCGGCAAGCGCUACGUGGCUGGAGGAAGUUACCCUUACACGUGAAGUUCUGGAGUACGCUGUGUUGGUGAGUGCCCGGUUGGAGGACCUCGCCAGUUUUGAGUUGUACUUCAACCAACUAAGUGUGUACUACACUGACAUUGAUCCCACGAAGUUGGAAGAGUCACCCUUGUACUCACUGAUACUAGGUUUAAACCUUGUUCGUCUGCUAGUGGAUGACCGCAUUGCACAGUUUCACACGGAAUUGGAGAAGGUACCCAACCACAUAUAUGCCCCGAAUGCCUACGUCCGCUUUGCAGUGCUGCUGGAGCGGUAUCUGAUGGAAGGGAGUUACAGUAAACUACUCAACUCCCGCGACCAGGCACCGUCAAAAGAGUAUAUCCCCAUUGUGGGAAUGCUGGAGAAAACGGUGCGCCAAGGUGUUGCCGAGUGUAUCCCACACUCCUACGCAAAGUUAUCAUUUGAACGUGCGCAGAAGAUAUUGAUGGUGGACUCUACAGAUGCCGUCCGGGAGAUUGGUAAGCAGUAUGAGUGGGAACUGGGUAAGGAUGGAGCCAGCUUCGUUUUCACCCGGAGGGAAGAUAUCGCAAAAAGGGAGGUUCCGUUUCAAGAAAUGCUCGGUCAUCACCUUAACUUUGCCGCUGAUCUGCAGCGCAUUGUGUAG